This is a messenger RNA of Hypanus sabinus (Atlantic stingray), 3561 nucleotides long. RefSeq names its product coiled-coil domain containing 181 (gene ccdc181). NCBI's taxonomy places the organism in Eukaryota, Metazoa, Chordata, Chondrichthyes, Myliobatiformes, Dasyatidae. The record is from RefSeq and is a predicted model, not a curated record. The transcript has 6 exons. Gene Ontology annotation, molecular function: microtubule binding. Bases 332 to 1960 code for a protein of 542 amino acids.
GCUAUACCAUCUGGUGCUGUGCACGGCCUGUGGCCGACAACACGGUGGCCCAGUACCCGCUGGGGAGAAAAUAGAAAACACUCUGGAGCCGCGGUGUUUCAGGUCUGAACCAUCCGCCGGCUUCGUCAGCACCCGACGCACGAAGCGAUGGAUUUGAAUCUGACGAUGCAGCCACUGUAACAAAAACAAAAUCAGUGUCGCGUACAAAUGAUUUCAAUUAUGAAAAAGAGCGAUCCUUUUUGAAUUUUUAAAGGACUAUUUAAUUAUUAAUAAGCUUCCUCGGCUUCUCUUUGAUCGUUGACUGCUUUAAAACAGGAAUCGCUAAACAAAAAUGAGUGAAGAGAAUAGUAUUUCUUCACAAGUUGAAGAAUAUGAAGAUGACUUUGAGAAAGAUCUUGAUUGGCUAAUCAAUGAAGAAACAAAAAAUAGUGAUGAAGAUCCAGAGGAUUUUGAAGAAGAUGAAAACAUUGAAGCCAAAAUUGAUAAAGAACUAGAUGAUAAUGAAGAAGCAGCAAGAGAAAGCACAGAUGAUGAAAAGCAUUCUGGGAAUGAAGUAGAACAAUCAUGUGAAUUGAAUGAAGAUUCACAUAAUGAUAUGGAAAAGGCUAAUGAAGGGGAAAAUGUUACCACCAUUACUUUUGCUCCCAUAUCAGAGGCAGUCAGUGAAAGCUCAUUCCAAGAAUUAAAGCAGGAGGAACAGCAAGACAAGGAGCAGAAUGAGGAAGUAAAGCGCUACAUAAUGGAAAAGAUUGAACAGGCCAACAAGGAACUGAAGGAUGAAGAUCCUGUGGAUCAAAAUCGAGAGCGCAGAUUGAAGUUCAAAGACAAUUUAGUUGACUUGGUGGUCCCACCUGCAGAGUUUGCUGAAAUAGAAAGAGACAAUGAAGAGAUCACAGGUCCAAAGUCUAUAAACUAUAUUUCAAAUGAUGUUCAAAAAGACAAUGAAGAAGAGGUCAUAGAUAAGAUGUCUCAAAUGCACAUUUCAAAUGAUGCUCAAAAAGAUAAUAAUGAAGAGCUCAUAGAUAAGAUGUCUGAAAUGCACAUUCCAGAUGAUGCUCAUAAAGGUGAUACAGGCAAACAGUGGGAUGAGGAUAAAAACAAGGACAAAGAAGUGUUGAUGGUAAAAGAUGGAAAAUUUGAACUACUGAGUUUACAGGAUUUUGAAAGUCAAGGUACUCUACCUCAGAUUUGUAUUGAUUUCAGUGAAAAUGCAUGGGAACAAUUGGAAAAUUUUAAAGGAAAAAACCUCUCAAGCAUCCAGAACAGUUUAUCUCCCUUCCCAACAGAAAUACUUAAUACACUAAAACCAAAAGAUGAACGAAAAGCUGAAGUAACUUCUUCAUCCAAUGCACAGAAGAAUAGAACUAAAAAGUCAUUAUCUCGAAGAGUGCAAUCUGCAACAGUUUUCUCAAAACAAUCUGCCGAUGUUAUUACCCCAGAACAUAAAGAGCUUAACUGGAGAACUCAACAAAAGAAGAUGCAGUCAAAGACAGAGGCCAGCAAAACUGAUGAAGAAGAGCGGAAGAAAGAGGAGAACAAGAUAGCUUUUGGGAUCUGGCUUCAAAAGAAGAAACAGCAGCACCAAAAAGAAAAGAGAAUUCAAUGUGCAAAGGAAAUAGAAAAAAAGAAUAGUAAGGAAUUUCGAGACCCAAGUGAAGCCUUCAAUCUCUGGCUAAAGAAAAAACGGGAACAACAAAUCAAAGAACAGCAAAUAGAAGCUAUGCGAAAAAGGGAACAAGAUUAUAACUCAAAAAUCUACACAAGAGAAGAUUCUGAAAAAGCCUUUAAACAAUGGCUAAAACGAAAAAAAGCUGAGAAACGUGCUGAGCAGUUGGCUGCCAAGGAGAGAUGCAGGAAGUUUCUAUUAGAAGCUAGAAGAGUAAAAAGGAUGCAAACUCUGUUGUGCUCUCUUAAUGAAUCUAAAUCAUUUCACUUUGACAACUAUGGGUACAGGUUUUAGAAAAUACCGUUCAUCCUAUCUCUCUUUACAUUCAGAAUGCCUCAAAAUAAGUUUCAGAUGAAGCCCAGCAUCCUUUAGUGGGUUUGCAUAUUGCGCUUUCACUAGCAUAGCUUAAGAGAUCGCAACAACUCUGAUUUCUCAGUAUGUUUCUGCAUCAGCAUCAAAACUUGUGAGCACUGCACAAAGCAUGAUUAUGUUGUAAUAAAUUAUUCACAUUGUCUGUAUGCUACUGUUUUUUGUAUUCCAUUUUUCAUAGGUUCAAGUAGGCAUUUGAGUUUGAACUUCUCAGAAAAGUUUCUCAGAGCUAUGAAAUAUAAAUCAAUGAUGUUUCAGAUUUUAGUGAAAUUUUCUAUAUACAACCAGUAAUUUAAAUUCCAUCCACUCAUUCUGAAUUAAAUCUUUUAAAUGCUAUUGUGUUUCAAUGUCCAAGGUUGAGUGUCAAUUAACAUUUGUACCUACAAUGAAAUGCAUAUGUUUCUUUCCCUCUCCCCCACAUCCCUCUAAUCAAACAUACACAUAACAUCCUAUCAACUGAAUAGACAGAUGAUCUGCCUUUUCUCUGGCAAUGCCAGUAUAAGGAACUGGUGAGUGACCAAAAUUGCUUUGUGUUGUGUACCUUGCUGUUUUGCUGUUUAUCAUUUAGGAAUAGCUUAAUUAUUGUGCUCAUAUUAAUCUAACAAAUUAAUAACUUGGCUUGUGAAAUCCAUUCCAUAAGCCUCUAUUUCAAUUUUAAAUUCCCCUUUCCAGCCACAAGCAUUCUGCUUGGGGAUUCCAGUCCUCUGUGCACCUUGGAAUGGAACUCCAUUUUUGCCAAAGUUACAGAAGUGUGAUAGAAAAGUUCCAUGGAACUUCCCAGUGAUAAUUUUCUAAUUACCCUUCUUUAGAAGUACAUAUUAGUAACAAUGCUGUCAUGAAGGUUGCCAGAUAUUUAAGGUUUACUUUAGGUUGACUAUAUUAAACUGAUAAAGUUUAAACAGAAAAUUCCAACAGUAUAUGUCUAAUUAUUUUGAAACAUUAUCCAUUAUAAUUUCUUUUAUACAGAUUUAGACAGACACUAAAGCCAUACAAGAGGGGUAUUCGUAAGAUGGGUAAUUUAUGUUCAAUUUUAAAAAAUUGAGAUGCAAUUAAUAGUUGAAAAAUGUAGAUGCUAACAAUCCAAAAUAAAAACAGAAAAUUCUGUUAGCUCAGUAUUUAGCAAGUCAGAAAGCAUUCUUGGAAAGAAAAACAAAGUUCACAUUAUGUGUGAACAUUAUUCUUUUUCAGAAAUGACAGAAGAAACAAGAAUGUUUUCAGUUGCUGAGAAGGAAAAAAUUGUAGAGAACUGAGGGGAGUGUCUAUGAUAGGGUAUUGACCAAAGUUGUCAAGGUAACAAUAAUUUUAAAAAUCAGCAUUUGGAAACAGAAUGAAAAAUGAAAUAAAUUGAGAUAGCCACAUCUGUGUUUGACAUUCUACAUGAUGAAAUUAGUAAUGUUUGAUUAAGUGUAAUGACAAUUUGUAAUAUAGUGUUCUGGUACUUCUGUAUCUGUAAGCGUACAGAUAUUAUGAAAAAGUUUCUUAACAAUAAAAAUGAACUAUUUACCAAAUGUUUGGAUGUGCACUUU